AUGGUGCCUUACAUACAUAGAUGCCCACACGCCCUCUUCGUACGCUCCACUCACACCAACAAAACUACAGGCAAAUAUUCUUUGAUUGAAACUAUAUUUGACAAGGUGUUUCAGAUCCAAAGAGCUAAUCCACUUUAUGUAUUUUUUUCCAAAGCGACUGUAAUACCGAAUGUUCGUACUAAGACUGUAAGUGUACGUGAUAGUAACGUUACAUUUGGCGUCGAUCAACGUAAUGCGAGUAUUGAAAAUUUACGAUGGGCGAAGAACGGAAAUUACAACAUAGAAUGGGACAACUUGACGGAGAUUUCGUUAGAAAAUAUUACAUUGGAUGAUGCCGGGGUUUAUGAAUGUUAUGUAAAUGGCACACGGGAUGAAGGAAAACACGCUUUCAUGCAGUUGAUAGUAAGAGAAUGUCCACAUAACAAGUGGUCUCCACCUAACUGUACCAUGGAUUGUGAGGUAUGCUACAACGGAGGAGUAUGUCAUACAGACAUCGGAACCUGUAUAUGUCCUUCAGGAUUUACCGGAGCUAGUUGCGAAACAU
Molecule: messenger RNA, 544 nt
Organism: Anneissia japonica
Lineage: Eukaryota; Metazoa; Echinodermata; Crinoidea; Comatulida; Comatulidae
Product: tyrosine-protein kinase receptor Tie-1-like
Exons: 2
Source: RefSeq, a predicted model, not a curated record